GGCGCGGGCGCGCGCGGCUCCGGGUAGUCGCCUGUCCGCUUGUGGUGUCCUCGGAGCCCAUGGGUCUGCCGCGGUCGCCAUGGUGGAGGUGGGCUCUCUCCUCACGGCGGUGCCCGGCCUCCGCGACUUCGCCAAGGACGAGGCCCUGAAGAGGACUUACUUCUACCCGGCCGGGGACCCUGCCAGGGCCCCCUCGGCCCGUGUCCUCAGGACCCCCGCCCGCUGCUUCCCGCUGCCUCGACUGACCCCCAAACCCUUCUCCAAAGAGCAGGGCCUCCGCUGGGGAGCCCCCGGCCCGUCCAGGCCCGGUCCCGCCGGGGCCCCCCAGGCGGCCUCGCGGGGCCCGGACGGCAGGAUGCCCAGCCUGGCCGGGCAGGAGGUGGGCGGCGGGGAGGCCUCCCGGGCCGGCUCGGCCUCCCCUCACAAGGCCUCCGAUCUGCGCCCCUCUGUAGCUGUCCUGGACACCCACAUUGCCGGUCCCCCGGUGGGGAUGGGCACCGGGGAGCCGUGUCUGGGGACCCGCGCGAGUGUCCCCCGCGACCCUCCCUGCAGCUCCAGGCCCCAGCUGGCCGUCAAGCCGGCCUUGCCCACUCACAAGCCCCCCGGGAACCUCCCCCGGCCGGCCUCCCUGUCCCUGGAUGCCAGAUCGGCUGCCCCCCAGCACGAGGAGGAGGGCCACGCACCUGGGCCCCGGCUGCGACCCAGGAGGAGGCCCGUGUCCGCCGUCUUCACCGAGUCCUUGCUGCUUCCCGGGCCAGGCCCGGGUGGGGCGGCCCUCGGGGGGAAGCCGCCCCCCGUCCCUCCCGAGAAGACCUGGGUCAGGAAGCCCCGGCCCCUGUCUGUGGACCUCACAGGCCGCUUCGAGAGCAGGGAGGUCCUGCUGAGGAGGGGCGUCGGGCCCGAGCGCCCGGCUGCAGAAGGGGCCAGUCCUGAGCCCACAGUGGACGUCCCAGCGGCUUCUUCCCGGCUGGACCUGGACGCAGAUUUCUGGGAAGUGGCCAGGAAAAUCCAAGACCGGAAGGAGAAGAUGCUCUUGAAGCAGGCAGAGGCAGACAGCCCCAGAACCCGAGGGGGCCAUGCCAGGGCCAUCUCGGGAGGAGACCAGAGUCCUGAGGAAGAGAAAGACCGGCCGGACCCUGAGCCCCAGAAAGUGCCUGAGGCCCCUCCUGUCUGGCUAGGAAGAGGCCCGGGACCCGCCGAGGCCAAGAGCAAAAGGGCUGACCAGGAGGCCUCCGUGGGGGCAGAGUGGAUGCCCAUGAGCAGCGUCAAGAAACGUCUGAGCCUGUUUGGGGAAGAGAGGGCCUUGGCGCCGGCAGCGGGAUCUGAAGCCACCGUGGCCACCCCCGAGGUUCCUCUGGCAGCACCGAAGUUGGCGAAGGCAGGUGUGAGUGUCCAGGAGCGGAUCAAAGGCUGGGCAGCUGAGAGUGCCGAGGAGAAGGUGGAGAUCGGGAAGAGGGCGCUCCAGGCUCGGCCGAGGUCAGCGGAUUUGACCAAAGUGUUUUCAGGUUCGGCUCCCAGCAGCGAGAUCAGAUAUGAGAAAUGUGCUGCGCUGGGUUCAGAGCGGAGAGAAAAGCAGAAGAUGGAGAACAUCCCCACCCCACGAAGCCCCUGGAAGCCUGGGGACCCCCAGAAGGCGUCCAGACAGACAGAGUGCCACGCCGGCUCCAGCCAGGACCCGGACAGCCCUGGGCAGGCUUCUCGGGUCUCCCCUGAGGGCGAGGGAAGCUUCCAGACGGUGUGGGCCACUAUGUUUGAGCACCACGUGGAGAAGCACUCGGUGGCUGAGCAGGGUGCCCACCUCCCAGCCAGCCUCUCGAGUCCCAGAUCCAGGCCUGGGGGUGGAUCGUGGCCGGCGGGCCAGGCCGUGCUUUCUGACUGUGUUCCCGGACCGUGCCCCGCGCCAGCACCGGAAAAGCCGACGGUGGGGGACAGCCGCGGCCAGGCCUCCCUCCCCAAGCACCCGGCCAGUCUCCCCUGGGUGCAGAGGGUGGAGCCCAGGCUGGACAUCGUGCAUGCCAUCGGGGACAAGGCUCACAGCGAGGCAGUGGCCACGGCCGUGGGGGACAAGGCGCUGACCCUGCACAGUGCCAGGUCCCGGCGCUCACUGCAGGGCCGGCGGCUGACCCAGGAGGUCAGCCCUGCUGCCCCCGAGGACGGGCCUGAGGCUCCGGUGGGCGCCGUGCACAGGGCCAGUUUGAUUUGGGAGGCUCGAGGACAAGAGAGCAUCGGGCCGAAGCUCGACUUCCAGGAGCCCGGGGCCGCCCCAGGGAGCAGUUGCUCGGCACCCAGGGGGACCGGCGGGGCAGGGGCACCCUGGCACAGCGCCGCGGCGGCCCGCGCCCAGGAGACCUGCUCUCGCCGGGACAUCUCCACCAAGGUGGCCCAAGCCGCCCCUUGGGAGGCCCAGCGCCAGGGCCCGGACGGGGUUGGGCACAAGCCUGGAGCCGACCGGGCGCCAGCUCAGGGUGGCACCCCAGAGCCUCCGGCCUGGAGCAAGGACCAGGCCUGUGAACCCCAAGCUCGAAGACAUCCAGAGGCCAAGGAGCCCCUCCCAGCUGCCUCGGCGGGCGACCCUCCGCCGGCCCGGGGGCCAGAGCCUGGGGUCAAGCUGCGGAAACCCCACCCCGGGGACCCCAGAACGGACAGGUGGAGGCGGCGGACUCUGCCCCACGCCACCAAGUUCGAUGUCUUCCGCUUCCUCCCCCCAGAGAACUCGCACAAAGCGGAGCAGAGAGGCCCCCUGUCCCCCCCGGCGGGCGCCCCCCGGAAGCCCCCGGAGCCGCGGGGGGUACCCGCAGGCCCCUCGCGGUCCCCCGCCUCGCCAGGACCCCUGGGGUCACCCGGGGAGCCCCCGGCCACGUUUUUUGCCGUGACCUACCAGAUUCCUGAUACUCAGAAGGCGAAGAGCAUGGUGAAGCUGGGGCUUGAGAACUUGCCGGAACAUUCUCGAAAAACAGCCCUGGCUGCGUCCCCCCAUGCUUUCCCUUCUGCUGUGGUUCCUCCAAGCCAGGAACAGCCCUCGGGGCCCCCGGGCAGCAAGCCCCGGGCCCCGGGCAGCGGAGGCGACCACGCCACCACGGCGCCCAAGGCUAGGAAGGCCACGGAGCGUCCCUGGUCCGUGGGGGACGGGGUUCGGGACUGGCCCGGGGACAGGCCGCUGGCCACGGGCGCUCUGUGGAUACCCCCGGGCUUGCAGGACGGCUCUGCACCCCCAAACCCCAAGAAAGACAGCUGGCAUCAGGGGACCCUGAGUGGCCCCCAGGCCUCUCCUGACCUGAGAAGCCAGUGGCAAGCCGGCGGACAGCCGGGCAGGAGGAAGACCGGCGUGAUCAGUGACACUUUCCCUGGAAAAGUGAAAGAUGCCUACAGGCCCAGCGUCCUCGACCUUGAUGCCCUGAUGGCCGAGUACAAGGCCAAGACCGCCAGCGCCGCCGGCCAGCCCCGGGCCCCGCCGCCCAGCCCCACGGAGGAGGCCGGCACCUGGCCCCCGGAGAGGCCGGCCCGGCCCGGCGGCCUGGCUCCCGAAGCCCAGGGUGCCUGGAAACGAGCCAGCGUGGCCCAGAUGGCAGAUAGUCCCACCUUUGGCCCCAACAAGCCACAGAUGGGGGACCUGGGGCCCCCCAAGUUCACCUCGCCCUUGUGGGGCCCGCCCCUGUCCAUUCCUGCCCAGGCUGCUUCCAGCCCCCCAAGGAAAGUCUCUGCCCUCACCCAGGAAGGACAGGGCGCGGUGGCGACCAAGUCCCAGAGCCAGCCGGCCGGGGCCAAGCCCCCUGGCGGGGAGGAUGCCGGCAGCAGCGGGACCUGGGUGGCCCCCAAGUCACCCCCCGCCGAGGCGAAGAAAGGCCCCCCACGGACACCCAGCAGGCGGGGGCAGGGGGACGGCCUGGCCCCGUGGAGCGGCCCCCCGGGUGAGCCCAGAAGGCCGCUGGAUGUGAAGAGGGCCUGUUCCGAGAAGGGAUCCCCUGCCAGGGUCCGAGAGGGCCUGGCCGCCGCCCAGGAGGCCGCGCAGAGGCGGCCAGAGCAGCCGAGGGGGAGGCCCGGCCUCACCCCAGAGCAGCCCGAGGCCCAGGCGGGGUUGUGCCGGCGGGAGCCCCCCACUCCGGACAGCCAGCCGGUGUCCCCGUGGGAUGUGGGCCGCAGCAGCGGCCCCCGGGGCAGUGAGCAGCCCCUCCGCACGCUGUUGCCAGGGGCUGCCGGACCCCGGAGGAGCCAGAGCCUCUGCCAGGACCAGCGGGCUGUGCUGUGCGUGGUGAGUGGUGCCCGCGGGCGCGUGGCCAUGGGCUCGAAAAAUCCUGGCGUCCUGGGGCCGGGAAAGGCGCUGACCAACGUGGCGGGGGUCGGGGGGCUCGGCGUGGUCCCCCGCACCCCCAGCGGCUUCUCCCCACAUUGCGGUUAUUGCCUGGUUGUGGUGUGGCGUCUCUGGUCCCCACUGUCCUCUGGCUUGGCUCUCGCCGGGGGCCGGGCUUGGAAGCGAGGGUCCUGGGGGUUGAGGCCCCCGGGGGCCCUGGGGGGGGCUGUCUCGGAAGUGAGUGAGCCGGACGCGGGCUGCACGCCAGGUUUGGAGACGCCAGCCCAGGACGGCAAACCUGCCCGGGUCAGCGAGCGAGGCCCGGGCCCAGGACGCCAGGCCCAGGACGCCGUCCUCGCCGGGUCGGGACGCCGCCGCCUCCAGGCUGGCCCCAUGGAUUUCCUGGGGGACAAACUCACCGUGGCCCAGUCCCACGUGACGCAGUGGGUGGGCGCCGUGCGCCGGUCGCUCCAGGACGCCCUCAGCCUGGUGACCACCACGGCGGGCCCCGGCGGCCGCCGGGAGUGGACCCGCGGGGAGCCUGCCAGCCGCGCCCCCUUCCGACGCGCCUCGUCGGUGCGGCACCUGGCCUCCCGCGGCCGGGACUCCUUCCGCCGCUUUUCCGCCCGGAGUCAGCAGCGGUUCUCCUCCCUCCGGAGGCGGCGCGCGGAGCCCGAGGCCCCCGACCGCGGAGGCUUAGCGGACACCUGCUGGGCCCGCCUGGCCCUCCCAGGCCCGCUGUCCAUCAUGGCAGAAGCCGGGUCUGAUGACCUGACCGGGGGAAAGGGUUCGCUCCGCUCGCCUCCCCCGCCCCCCACUCCCCAGGUGACCUCAGGUGCCCAGGGCCUGGAAGCCCAGGCCUUGUGGCUCUUUAACACAUCAGCACCUCCAGGCAGGCCCCCUGCCCCUGCAGACGAAUGA
Molecule: messenger RNA, 5209 nt
Organism: Dipodomys spectabilis (banner-tailed kangaroo rat)
Lineage: Eukaryota; Metazoa; Chordata; Mammalia; Rodentia; Heteromyidae
Exons: 10
Coding region: 80-5209 (1709 amino acids)
Source: RefSeq, a predicted model, not a curated record